AUGGCGACGGGUGGCAUGGAUGAAGCAAGCAACAUGAAGGUGGUACUGAAACACUAUGUAUCUGGUUCACCACAAGAAACCGAUAUGCAUUUGACAGCCGGAACCAUCAAACUCAAAGUACCAAAGGAUUCUAAUUCCAUCAUCCUCAAGAAUCUUUAUCUCUCAUGCGAUCCCUACAUGAUCUUCAAAAUGAUGAAGCUCGAACGACAAUUAACAGAUCCUUACGUCCUCGGUUCGCCUAUAACUGGAUAUGGAGUGGCAAAAGUUUUGGAUUCAGCACAUCCUGGCUUUGCAAAGGAUGAUUUGGUGUGGGGAAUAACUGGUUGGGAAGAGUAUAGUCUAAUUUCAGACCCUAAAAAUUUCUUUAAAAUCCAACACACCGAUGUACCUCUUUCCUACUAUGCUGGAAUUCUUGGUAUGCCUGGGAUAACAGCAUAUAUUGGUUUCUAUGAGCUUUGUGCUCCAAAGAAAGGAGACUAUGUGUUUGUUUCAGCAGCAUGUGGUGCAGUUGGUCAGCUAGUGGGGCAAUUUGCCAAGCUCCAUGGUUGCCAUGUUGUUGGAAGUGCUGGUAGCCCAGAGAAGGGUUUAGAGGAAGGAGAAAUGGAGGAGUCCAACAAUUAUGGCCACCAACAUCCCCUGCUUCUUAUCUUGAAUCAAGACCAGCUGAUCCACAAUCAAAGUGGUGUAACUCAUUGCUCCAGGUGCGGGGAGGAGGUGUCUGCUCCAUGUUUUUGCUGUGUGGAGCACUGUGGGUUUUAUCUUCACAAGGCAUGUGCCGACGCACCUUUGGAGCUUAAUCAUCCUUUUCAUCCCCAUCAUCCUCUUGUUCUUCUGCAAGAGCCACCAUCUUCUUACUCAGGGUGUGUUUGCGAUUUCUGUGAUGAACCAUGUACGAAUUUCAUUUAUCACUGCUCUUGCGCAUUGGACUUUCAUAUUAAAUGUGCUUUGUUAAUAUUUAAUAUUGCUGAGAAUAAUUUGAAAGAGCUUGAGCAUGUUGCCCUUCAAGAUGAAGAACUUGCAGAUGAAAAUAAGUGCUUUGGGUGUUGGGAACCAUUAGCAAAGUAUACACACUUUUCUCCCGACUGUGGAUUUAAUUUACAUGACAAAUGCGCCGAGCUUCCUUUCAAACUGAAUCUUGAGUGCCAUCGCGAACAUCCUCUUGUUCUACAAUUUAAUAGCGAAAGGCUCUCUUGCAAGAUAUGCUGCCUGGUGAGAACGCGAAGAGGAUUUGUUUAUGGUUGUUCUCCUUGUGAGUUUGUUGUUCACAUUGAAUGUGUAUCGCAAUCACCAUUACAAGUUAUUAAGAGUACAAAUCAUGAACAUCCAUUUACCUUGUUUAACGGGCACCAACAUCCCCUGUUUCUUAUGUUGAAUCAAGAGCAGCUGAUGGAUAAUCAAAGGGGUGUAACUGAUUGCUGGAGGUGUGGGGAGAAGGUGUCUGCUCCAUGUUUUUGCUGUGCGGAGCACUGUGGGUUUUAUCUUCAUAAGGUAUGUGCCAAGGCACCUUUGGAGCUUAAUCACCCUUUUCAUCUCAACCAUCCUCUUCUUAUGCAAAAUGCACCUUAUUCAUCUGGAAUGUACAUUUGCAAUUUUUGCAAUAAAUCUGGUCACAAGUCUGUUUAUCGCUGCUCUACUUGUGAAUUGGACUUUCAUAUUAAAUGUGAUUUGUUUACAUUUAAUAUUGCUGAGAAUAAUUUGAAAGAGCUUGACCAUGUUGCCCUUCAAGAUGAAACACUUGAAGAUGAUAGUAAGUGCUUUGGGUGUUGGGAACCAUUAGCAAAGUAUACACACUUUUCUCCGGACUGUGGAUUUAAUUUACAUGACAAAUGCGCCGAGCUUUCUUUCAAACUGAAUCUUGAGUGCCAUCGCGAACAUCCUCUUGUUCUACAAUUUUAUAGCGAACAACUCUCUUGCAAGAUAUGCUGCCAGGAAACAAGGCGAAUAGGAUUUUUUUAUGGUUGUUCUCCCUGUAAGUCUGUUGUUCACAUUGAAUGUGCAUCACAAUCACCAUUACAAGUUAUUAAGAGUACAAAUCAUGAACAUCCAUUUACCUUGUUUAACGGGCACCAACAUCCCCUGUUUCUUAUGUUGAAUCAAGAGCAGCUGAUGGAUAAUCAAAGGGGUGUAACUGAUUGCUCGAGAUGUGGGGAGAAGGCGUCUGCUCCAUGUUUUUGCUGUGCGGAGCACUGUGGGUUUUUUCUUCAUAAGGUAUGUGCCGAGGCACCUUUGGAGCUUAAUCACCCUUUUCAUCUCAACCAUCCUCUUCUUAUGCAAAAUGCACCUUAUUCAUCUGGAAUGUACAUUUGCAAUUUUUGCAAUAAAUCUGGUCACAAGUCUGUUUAUCGCUGCUCUUCUUGUGAAUUGGACUUUCACAUUAAAUGUGCUUUGUCUACAUUUAAUAUUGCUGAGAAAAAUUUGAAAGAGCUUGAGCAUGUUGCCCUUCAACAUCCACUGAUUCCCAUUCAACAUCCAUUGAUUCCCACUGAAAAUGGUGAUGAAAUACUUAAAGAUGUUUCUAAGUGCUUUGGGUGCCGGGAACCAUUACCAAAUUAUACACACUUUUCUCCUUGCCGUGGAUUUAACUUACAUGAGAAAUGCACUGAGAUUCCUUUCAAAUUGAAUCAUGUGUGUCAUCGCAAGCAUCCUGUCAUCCUACAAUUUAAUAGCGAACGGCUCUCUUGCAAGAUAUGCUGCCAGGUAACAAUGCGAAGAGGAUUUGUUUAUGGUUGUUCUCCUUGUAAGUUUGUUGUUCACAUUGAAUGUGCAUCACAAUCACCAUUACAAGUUAUUAAUAGUACAAAUCAUGAACAUCCAUUCACCUUGUUGUUGAGACAAGUUCCAUUCACAUGUGAUGGGUGUGGCACUGAAGGAAAUCAUGUUGCCUAUACAUGUGGUACAUGCAACAUUAUAAUCCAUAAAAACUGCAUUUCAUUGCCUCGCAUUAUCAAAAGUAAGUGGCAUGACCAUCGCCUUCUUCACACAUAUUUCCAUCACAUAGAAGAUUUUAGGGUUUUGAGGUGCCUAAUAUGCCAUUAUCUAGUCAAUACAGAGCAUGGUAGUUACUAUUGUUCAAAGUACAAUGGUAUAUUCCAUGUGAAGUGUGUAAUGAAGGAUAAAGAUUCAUAUGAAAUAGUAGAAAAUGAAGAUGAGAUUGAGAUGCCCAUUGAAAGUUCCAUCAUUGUUAUUGAGAGCAACGAUGCUGGAGAUGCUACAAAAAUAAAGCAUUUCAAGCAUAUGCAUAAUCUAAUGUUAGGUCCCUUUGUUGGAGGAUAUGAAAAUAGUUGCGACGGGUGUAUGUUGCCAAUCUCGGAUCCGUUUUACUACUGUUCAGAAUGUGCUUUUUUUCUUCAUAAAGCGUGUGCCGAGUUACCUAAGAUGAAGAACGUUUGGCAUCAUGGUUGCAAAGAGCCCCUAGCCCUUAUUUCUGACAAAGCUUUUCUGUGUCGACGAUGUUGGUACGUAACUAAUGCCUUUGCUUAUGAAUGUUGUGGAUGUGAGGGAAAAAUAUGUCUCCGAUGUGUGAUUGCUCUUACUCCUGGUGCUCGAACAUGUUUGAAACAUGAACACCCCCUCUUUUACUACCCAAAGCACAAUGGGAAAUGCAAUGCUUGUGGUAGGACUACACAGGCGGCAUUCUGUUGUAAGGAUUGCAAUUUUGUGCUACAUCUUCGUUGUUUUUCACUUCCAAUUACAGCUCAUCAUAAAUGUGAUGAGCAUCUUCUUUCACUCACAGAUCAUGAUGAUAACAAAUAUUUAGAAAGUCAUCAUUGUGAUAUCUGUGAAGAAAGUCGAGAUUCAAAACUUUGGUUUUAUAAUUGUUCAACAUGUGAUACUUCUGCUCAUGUUAAUUGUGUUCUUAGACGAUAUCCAUUCCUCAAACUCGGGAGCAUUCAUGAAGGAAAUGAUCAUCCACACCCACUCACCAUUGUGAAGAAGUAUUACUACCCAGAUUGUGAUAAAUGCGGUAAGCCUUGUGAAGGUAUGGCUCUUGAAUGCUCAAAGUCGGAAUGUAAAUUUAUUGUCCACUGGAAAUGUGAAGUAGACUCUUAUCUAUGGGGUUGGUGAGUGUGGCACAAGCGGGCAAUUCAGAUGUAAUCAUAUUUGAAACCUGCCACUUCAUUUGCAGGAAAACUCAAGGCUGAAAAACAGGGUUUGAUGUUUGCCUGGUUACUUGUGAUAUUAAUUAUUGUUGUAACUGUAAUUUGGUUUUUUCGACUUUUUAAGUUAGAAAUAAAUGUCAUGUAAAAAUCUGAGCUGAAACUUGUGAGGUU
Gossypium raimondii (Peruvian cotton) is the source of this 4271-nucleotide messenger RNA. RefSeq lists its product as uncharacterized. Bases 1 to 4065 code for a protein of 1354 amino acids. Lineage: Eukaryota; Viridiplantae; Streptophyta; Magnoliopsida; Malvales; Malvaceae. The transcript has 6 exons. The record is from RefSeq and is a predicted model, not a curated record.